Molecule: messenger RNA, 5052 nt
Organism: Nerophis lumbriciformis (worm pipefish)
Lineage: Eukaryota; Metazoa; Chordata; Actinopteri; Syngnathiformes; Syngnathidae
Source: RefSeq, a predicted model, not a curated record
AUGUCCGCUCCACAAGGGCCCAGGGGCGGUCCUGGCCCUGCUGCCUCGGCGGCCGGCGCCAUGCCGGAGAUGCCGGACCUUAGCCACCUCACCGAGGAGGAGAGGAAGAUAAUCCUCGGUGUGAUGGACCGACAAAAAAAAGAAGAGGCGAAGGAACAGUCCAUGUUAAAGAUCAAAGAAGAAACAAAGCCUCAGUCGGCACAGUGGUUUCCCUUUAGUGGGAUCACUGAGCUGGUAAAUAAUGUUCUUCAGCCACAGCAAAAGUCCCAAAAUGACAAGGAGCCCGAGCCAGACGCGAAGUUGCACCAGCAGUUUGAAUCAUACAAGGACCAAGUCAAGAAGAUGGGGGACGAAACAAAACCGGCUCAGGAACAGAAGAGCGAAGCCCCAACCUGCGGGAUAUGCCACAAAACCAAGUUUGCUGAUGGCUGUGGCCACCUCUGUUCAUAUUGCCAAACGAAAUUCUGUGCUCGGUGCGGAGGACGAGUGUCUCUGCGGUCAAAUAAGGAGGACAACGUGGUGAUGUGGGUAUGCAACUUGUGCCGAAAACAACAAGAAAUCCUCACCAAAUCGGGGGCAUGGUUUUAUGGCUCGGUGCCUGGUCAGGUGCGUUCUGUUUUUGAAGGCGGGCCACAAGGGAAGAAGGCCAAACUGCAAGACCCCUCACUUUACCCCUACCAGGGAUCCUCAGGGGACUUGACACCAACGUCAGAUAGAAGCAGACGUCACGGCGGGCUCUUGCCCAGACAGGCGUCCCUUGACAACGGCUCGCUGAGGUACUCUGGACAUGGCGAUGCACCCAUAGACAGGAGACGAAGUCCAUCUGCAUCCAGGGAUCCAAACCAAAAAUACGACCAAAGGGAGGGGGGCGACCAUUCACAGUAUGCCCCGACAGACGGAAGCAUGCCCAGAUCACCGUCUGACUAUGGGGAUGGCGACCCUCGGCGGGCUCCGCGGGGCCCACACUUGUAUCCAGACGUAAAUGCAGCAUGGAUUGGCUACAGAGACCGCCAGGGUCCUGGACGCUGGCACUCCCAAGAAUACCCUCUGGACCAGGAGCUAGAUGGGCCACACAAUGAUUAUGAGCUCCAGAGACAGCGACAGGAGGAGUUCCAGACACGCUAUCGCAGCGACCCCAACCUGGCACGCUAUCCUGUUAAGCCACAGCCCUAUGAAGAGCAGAUGAGAAUGCACGCGGAGGUGGGCCGCCUAAGGCAUGAGCGGCGUCAUAGUGAUGUCUCGUUAGCUUACACUGAGCAGGAUGAACCGGCGCCAAUCCGGCUGUCACGUCAACAUCUCACUGAGCGCCGUCCGCCUAUGGUGGGACAGCGGUCUUACUCUGUUGACCGCUCCUCGCCGGGGCCCAUGGGUCCUGGCCUCGGUGGCCACAGAACAUCAAACCAUAGCCCCCCAACACCCCAUCGCAGUCCUGUGCUAGGUGACCGAUCCGGAGAUCUGCGGAGAAGUGACAUGGGCGGAGUAGGGGACUCUAUGAGGAGACAACAACAUCAUUUGGACCCCAACUCUGCUGUCCGCAAGAGCAAGAGGGAGAAGAUGGAAAGCAUGUUGAGAAAUGACUCGCUGAGCUCGGAUCAAUCGGAGUCUGUGCGUCCUCCACCCCCCAAACCUCACAAAACUAAAAAGGGAGGGAAGAUGCGGCAGGUGUCACUAAGCAGCUCAGAGGAGGAGCUGGCAACUACGCCGGAGUAUACCAGCUGUGAGGAUGUGGAGAUAGAGAGUGAGUCAGUCAGCGAAAAAGGGGACAGUCAAAGGGGAAAAAGAAAAACAAUUGAGCAGGCAUUUAUGUCUGAACCGGCACACACCUUAUCUGAGAGGCAAAAGAAAAUGGUGCGCUUUGGGGGACACUCAUUUGAAGAGGACUUGGCGUGGUGUGAACCGCAAGUUAAAGACUCAGGAGUUGAUACGUGCAGUAGCACUACCCUAAAUGAGGAGCAUAGCCAUAGUGAGAAGCAUCCGGUGACGUGGCAGCCGUCCAAAGACGGGGAUCGCCUAAUAGGGCGCAUUUUGCUCAAUAAGAGAAUGAAAGAUGGAAGUGUGCCUCGAGACUCAGGAGCCCUGCUUGGUCUUAAGGUGGUAGGAGGAAAGAUGACAGAAUCUGGUAGACUUUGUGCUUUCAUCACUAAAGUGAGAAAAGGAAGUCUAGCUGAUACUGUCGGGCACCUCAGACCAGGUGACCAGGUGCUGGAAUGGAAUGGAAGACUUUUACAAGGAGCUACAUUUAAAGAAGUUUACAAUAUAAUUCUAGAAUCCAAGCCUGAACCCCAAGUGGAACUGGUGGUCUCACGGCCAAUUGGAGAUAUUCCAAGGAUACCAGACAGCACACAUGCACAACUGGAAUCAAGUUCAAGUUCUUUUGAAUCCCAAAAGAUGGAUCGCCCGUCCAUUUCUGUCACCUCCCCUAUGAGUCCCAACAUGCUGAGGGAUGCCCCCCAGUACUUGUCAGGACAGCUUUCAAGCCAAAGCCUUAGUAGAAGAACACCGCCUAUUCCCCCUAGGGUCCAGGUCAAACUCUGGUAUGACAAAGUUGGCCAUCAACUAAUAGUUACCAUACUGGGAGCCAAAGACCUGCCACCUAGGGAGGAUGGUCGACCCAGGAAUCCUUACGUGAAAAUCUACUUCCUCCCUGACAGAAGUGACAAAAGCAAGAGGAGAACAAAAACAGUAAAGAAAUCCUUAGAGCCAAAAUGGAACCAGACCUUCAUGUAUUCACCGGUGCAUCGGCGGGAGUUUCGGGAGCGCAUGUUGGAGAUUACGUUGUGGGACCAAGCUCGAGUAAGGGAAGAGGAGAGUGAAUUCCUGGGAGAGAUACUAAUUGAACUGGAGACAGCUCUUUUGGAUGACGAACCUCACUGGUACAAGCUCCAGACCCAUGACGUUUCCUCCAUCCCACUCCCGCGCGCCUCCCCUAACACCCAACGUAGGCAGCUUCAUGGAGAAAGCCCAACGCGGCGGCUUCAGAGAUCCCAGAGGAUAAGUGAUGGCGAGAUCUCUGACUAUGAUUGUGAAGAUGGUGUCGGGGUAAUAACAGACUACCGACCGAAUGGCAGGGACUUCCAGAGCUCCACGCUGUCUGUCCCAGAUCAGGUGAUGUCUUCUAACCACUGUUCCCGGUCGGCUGAAAUACAUCGAGCACGUUCACGCUCCCCAAGUGUUCCCCCACCUUCCAGCCGAAACCAGCGUGUGUACCCAAUCUGCCGCGAGGAAGCAGUCAGGUUACUGCGUUCCACUAGGAUGUCCCGUGCCUUUUCUGAGGGCGCCUACUCUUCUGACUAUGACUUCGAGAGGAACCACGGAGCCAUGGAUAGACACGAGUAUCACAGCAGGUCCCGUUCUGCAGACCAGCGGCCCACAAUAGAACGCCCCGCAUCCCGAUCACGCUCCACCGAACGCCCCCACGACUCAUCGAUGAUGAGGUCCAUGCCGUCUCUACCAUCCGGGAGGUCAGCCCCUCCCUCACCUGCCAUGACGAGGGCGCACCCUCGAAGCGGAUCGGUCCAGACUAGCCCAAACAGUACGCCAAUGUCCCACAGACGAGGUCGGCAACUCCCUCAGCUUCCAUCCACAGGGAAGGACAGAAAAGAUGGAGACGAAGGAACCGAGCCUUGUGGAGGUAUUGACAUGGAGGAGAGGACCAGGCAGAUGAAGAUGAAGAUGAACAAGUACAAGCAGGGAGCAGGCUCUGACUCACGGCUAGAGCAGGACUACCACAAGCAACAUUCCGGCAGGGAUCCACGGGGCUCAGAUAACCUCUCCGCCAAGUCAUCUGACAGUGAUGUUAGCGACGUGUCCGCUGUGUCGAGAACCAGUAGCGCCUCUCGGUUCAGCAGCACGAGCUACAUAUCUGUCCAGUCUGAAAGGCCGCAAGGAAACCGCAAAAUCCGCCAUUUGCUAUCAAGGAGCCAGUCGCAGGAGGGGGAUGAGCAUUUAGAUGAAGUUCUAGAAGAGGAAGAGACAGACAGGAGAGGUGAAGGGAAAGGGGUCAGUAAAGAGGGGGUUGUGCAGGGAGAGCAGAAGGGAUCAGGGGACAGAGUAGAAAAAGACAAGCAGCAUCAUGAAGAAAUGAUGAACGAAGACGACUUGCACCAGAGGAGUAUCUCAGAGACUGACCUCAGGCAGAUGGGCUCAACGGGCGGCGUGAAUAUGACUAAGAGCACCAGCAUCAGCGGUGACAUGUGUAACCUGGAAAAGACAGACGGCAGCCAGUCGGACACUGCGGUCGGUACGGUAGGCACUGACGACAAGAAGAGGCGCUCCAGCAUUGGUGCCAAAAUGCAGGCCAUGGUUGGCAUGUCACGCAAGAGCCGGAGCACCUCUCAACUCAGCCAAACAGAAGCGGGAGGCAAGAAGUUGCGCAGCACUAUCCAGAGGAGCACAGAAACAGGCCUAGCGGUGGAAAUGAGGAGCAGAAUGACUCGUCAGGCCAGCCGAGAAUCCACAGACGGGAGCAUGAAUAGCUACAGCUCUGAGGGAAAUCUCAUCUUCCCUGGUGUGAGGUUGUCCUCAGAAGCUCAGUUUAGUGACUUCCUAGAUGGGCUCGGGCCCGCACAGCUAGUUGGACGACAGACACUGGCUACACCGCCAAUGGGCGACAUCCAAAUUGGCAUGGUGGAGAAGAAAGGAGCACUGGAGGUUGAAGUCAUCAGAGCUCGUGGCCUUGUAGGAAAACCAAGUUCCAAGGCACUGCCAGCACCAUAUGUUAAGGUCUAUCUUUUGGAAAAUGGAGUCUGCAUAGCCAAAAAGAAAACAAAAGUAGCAAGAAAAACCUUGGAUCCUCUUUACCAGCAGCAACUGCCGUUUGAGGAAAGUCCAGGAGGAAAAGUUCUACAGGUGAUUGUCUGGGGCGACUACGGACGCAUGGACCAUAAGUCUUUCAUGGGAGCAGUUCAGAUACUGUUAGAUGAGCUGGACCUGUCCAACAUGGUGAUUGGCUGGUUCAAGCUUUUUCCUCCCUCCUCGCUGGUGGACCCAACUCUGGCCCCCCUGACAAGAAGAGCUUCCCAGUCCUCACUGGACAGUUUCUCACGGUCAUAG